Penicillium waksmanii is the source of this 876-nucleotide messenger RNA. RefSeq lists its product as uncharacterized. The transcript has 2 exons. NCBI's taxonomy places the organism in Eukaryota, Fungi, Ascomycota, Eurotiomycetes, Eurotiales, Aspergillaceae. The coding region runs from base 1 to 876 and encodes 291 amino acids. The record is from RefSeq and is a predicted model, not a curated record.
AUGUCCCUGCAUAGUGUCCAUGACCCGCAGUUCCGCCGAGCUGUCAACAUCUACGACUGGACUCUAUACCCUGGCUCCCUAUCUCCCCACGGAGCCAGCAUAAUGAAGUACGAAGACCCGGAGUCACUACCGGAUGUUGCAUCACCCGUCACUCAGCGGGCGUACGUUGAUAUGGACGAUGGUCGAGGAAGAUUCCCGGUCACAAGACACACGAUCAUCUGCGGCGAUGGCGAAAUCGCGACUGUCGCCGUUGAGUGCGUCGGGGGCAUUUCCGGAGACAGGAAUGACACGUCCAAAGCCGUCUUCGAAGUCAUUUUCAAUGGGGUGACAUGUAUAGCCAAGUGUUGGGCACCAGAAGGACUCGAGAACAAAGAAAUCCGAACUAACGAAAUCAGGUACGCGAUCGAAUCAAAAGUAUACGAGACCAUCGAACGGCGCAAAGCGAAUGGAGUAGCCGUGCCGGAUUGUUUCGCAAGUUGCUUUUUCACUGGGCAGAUUAUGUGCUCGAGUAUCUUCCCGCAAGGAUACAUUAUCGUUAUGGAGAAGAGAUCCGGGCACCGGGUUGCUGAUAUCAUUGAGGAGUUGAGCUUCGAGGAGCAGAACGUCCUUAUUGAGCGUAUCCGGGACGCUAUCAGUUUACUCGACGAGUGUGAUGUCGAGGUUGGUAAUCCUCGACUUCUUGAAGAUAUGCUGUUUUGUCAGCGGACGGGACAGACUACUCUGAUUGACUUUGCUUCGUUGGUUGAGGUGGGGGAUUGGAGCUUCAUGGAUGAAACCGAGGAUGAGACCGAGCCUGUGGUGCCAGCUUCCUCGGAAAAUUUUGUGAUUGGCGAUCGCGAUGAUGAUGCUGUUUCGGAGGAUACUGUUAUUGCAUAA